Parnassius apollo (apollo) is the source of this 261-nucleotide messenger RNA. The record is from the annotation of a GenBank genome assembly. Lineage: Eukaryota; Metazoa; Arthropoda; Insecta; Lepidoptera; Papilionidae.
AUGGAUUCGAGUAAAUCUGAUUAUUUUCAAUACAAAGCUGCCCAGUUAUCAAAUAAAGGAAAUAUUCUAAAGAGUGUUAAUUCUCAAGAGCAGGGUAGUAAUCAGGCUCAAGUAGUACCCCUGAAAGUGGAUUCUGCUUUCAAACACAAUCUGACACCAGGACCUUACAGAUUACCAAUUAGCACAACUUUAGUUACUAAAUUAAAAGAAAAAGUGACGAAACAGAAGAAUAAAAUUAAAAGGCUGAAUGAAAAGAACUGA